Paramisgurnus dabryanus is the source of this 567-nucleotide messenger RNA. NCBI's taxonomy places the organism in Eukaryota, Metazoa, Chordata, Actinopteri, Cypriniformes, Cobitidae. The record is from RefSeq and is a predicted model, not a curated record.
ACAGGAGGAAUCCCUGGACCAGAUAAAUUACAAAACUACCAUUUAGUUGCAAUCUAUAUAUACACUGAUGAUAGUAUAUAUAAAGAGUUUAAUCGCAUUGUUAGGCUUGGUAGAAAAAAAUACCCAUGGAAUUCACUUCACUUUUUGUUGACAGAAGCGAUACAGAUUCUUAAGAAAAAACAAAAGAAAUGCAUAACAACUUUUCGUGGUACCAACCAUACGUUUAAUGAGAAUGUUCUGAAUACAGAGAUUCGUUUUGGCUCAUUUACGUCGUCCUCUCAAAAAAAAAAAAUUGCAAUGGGAUUCGGAACAGAAUCUUGUUUUGAAAUCCAAACUUGUUAUGGUGCUGAUGUGUCAAAAUACUCCCGGAAUCCUGGUGAAAAAGAGGUGCUGAUUCCCCCAUAUGAGAAAUUUAAAGUCACUGCUAUCAUGAAGAAAGAGCAGAAGAAAAGUGCCUGGUGUAACACUGUGUUCAUGUUGAAAAGCUCUGGAUAUAGAAGUGACUUAAACUGUGCAGUGGUCUCAAUUAAGCCACAGAUAUAUCACAAUGUCUCUCUGUUUGAUUAG